AUGGAUUGGUCUAGUAAGCUCAUUGAUUCAUUGUGGGCAUAUAGGACCGCCUUCAAGACUCCUAUAGGGACUACCCCCUAUAAGCUUGUUUAUGGGAAGAAUUGCCAUUUACCCGUAGAAAUGGAGCACCGAACGCAUUGGGCAGUCAAGGAAAUCAACUUUGAUCUCCAUAGUGCGGGUGAGAAAAGACUUCUAGAGCUUCAUGAGUUGGAAGAGUUGAGAAUGAACACCUAUGAUAGUGCAAGCCUCUACAAAUUAAGAACCAAGGCAUGGCACGACGCUCAAAUUUCCAAGAAGGAAUUUGUGGAAGGACAAAAGGUCCUACUCUACAAUUCAAGACUCAAGCUCUUCCCCGGGAAAUUGAGGUCUAGAUGGAGCUGUCCAUUUCAAGUAUCCAAAGUCUUUCCUUAUGGCUCAGUUGAGGUAUUAAAUGACAAGUACCCUCCAUUCAAAGUGAAUGGGAACCGUCUUAAGCCAUACUAUGAGGGUCAACUAAUCGAGAAGCCGGAAAAUUUAUCGCUCAUUGAUGUUUUCAAAUCACCAUGA
Messenger RNA from Chenopodium quinoa (quinoa), 546 nucleotides. RefSeq lists its product as uncharacterized. The record is from RefSeq and is a predicted model, not a curated record. The transcript has a single exon. NCBI's taxonomy places the organism in Eukaryota, Viridiplantae, Streptophyta, Magnoliopsida, Caryophyllales, Amaranthaceae. Gene Ontology annotation, molecular function: nucleic acid binding. Bases 1 to 546 code for a protein of 181 amino acids.